Molecule: messenger RNA, 393 nt
Organism: Camellia sinensis
Lineage: Eukaryota; Viridiplantae; Streptophyta; Magnoliopsida; Ericales; Theaceae
Source: RefSeq, a predicted model, not a curated record
AUGAAACCACCACAGUUUCAUGGGGGAUUGGAUCCAUUAAAAUCUAAAGCAUGGGUCCUCGGCAUAGAGAAACUAUUUGAGAUAUUUCCUUGUCUAGAAACCCAGAAGGUAUUGCUAGCCACCUUUACUCUUGAAGAUAAGGCAAGAAGAUGGUGGAUGUUAAUGCAUGAAAGCAAUAAAGAUAUUGGUUGGGCACGAUUUUUGGAGAUUUUCUACGACAAAUACUUUCCACAAUGUGUCCGUGAUAGGAAAGUGUCAGAGUUCAUGGGACUUAAGCAAGAUGGCAUGACCCUAGCUGAGUAUGAGGACAAGUUUAUUGAAUUGCCUAGAUUUGCACCACAUACGGUCGAUACCGACUACAAAAAAGUGAGACAUUUUGAAGGAGGGCUUUGA